Salmo salar (Atlantic salmon) is the source of this 3462-nucleotide messenger RNA. Its product is annotated as protocadherin alpha-8-like. The record is from RefSeq and is a predicted model, not a curated record. Gene Ontology annotation, cellular component: plasma membrane. Gene Ontology annotation, biological process: homophilic cell-cell adhesion. Lineage: Eukaryota; Metazoa; Chordata; Actinopteri; Salmoniformes; Salmonidae. Gene Ontology annotation, molecular function: calcium ion binding.
AUGUUUUUCCCAGCAACCUGACUGAGUUUUGAACUGCAUAGGCUGCUAGUGCUGUCCAUGGUGCUGAACGCUAAAACUACAUUUUGCCUACAAGAUACACCCCAUUUUCAGAAAUUCAUGUGCAGUGUUGUUAAGUGUUUAGAUUUGAUUAUUGGAUUCGCGCUAUCUGGUGGAACAUGCAUAAUACACAGUACCUGCUGGUUUUGCAGGCAAUUGCAUUUCUACGCUUCAUGAUUGGACUAUGUCACAUUUUUCACCACUUGGCGUCACUGUUGACCGUUAGUGUGAGAAAUGGUCACGGGCGUUAAGAGGCCCAUCCCGCCUUCACAGGGUGAGGACAUGUCUUGCUGCAUUGUUACAAAGAGACGCAGGACGAGAAAGCGAACAUUCGGCAGCUAGAUCAGUCUGUUUAUACCUUCUACAAUUGCAUCCGAAUUUGACAAAUAACUUCUUCAAAAUCUUGAUUGUUUUAAAUAUAAUUUCAUCUCUUUGGAUCUAUGCGUUGCUGACAUUCGAUGGAAUGAUGUCUUUACCGAACAGAAGGAGCUCUAUUGUGACGUAUGUAGUGCUUGUGCUGCUGGAGUGUUACUGGGAAGCGGUGUCUGCGCAGCUCUCUUAUUCCGUCUCAGAGGAGGUAAACCCGGGGACUUCUGUGGGAAAUAUCGCUAAGGAUCUAAACCUCAAUGUCCAGGAUUUGGAGUCGCGUAUGUUUCAGAUUGUCACCGGGUCCAAGAGAAAGUAUUUCGAGGUAAAUCUAAAGACUGGGGUUCUCUAUGUGAAUGAGAGGAUAGACAGAGAGGAGCUCUGUGUGAAGGCUCCGAAAUGUACAGUCAGUGUAGAGGCCGUUAUAAACAGUCCGUUGAAGCUUUACCGUCUAGAAAUCACUAUUUUAGAUGUUAAUGAUAAUGCUCCGUCGUUUAUUGAAAAAUCACAAAGUAUCAAUAUAGCAGAGAAUGCAUUACCUGGCUUGAGAUUCGCCCUAGCAGAGGCAAAUGAUGCGGAUGUGGGUAAGAAUACUGUUAGUACAUACAUGCUUAGCCCUAAUGAAUACUUCGCUCUUGAUAUACACAAAGGAGGAGAAAGUGUGUCUGCUGAGUUAGUGCUGCAGAAAGCUUUAGACCGAGAGAAACAGCCCGUUAUAAAGCUCACGCUGACGGCUGUUGAUGGUGGCAACCCACCGAGGUCGGCCACAUCAGAGAUUGUAGUUAAUGUUUUGGACAUCAAUGAUAACGCUCCGGUUUUUAGUAUCUCGUUGUAUAAGACUCGACUUUUGGAGAACGUGGCAAUAGGGACUGCAGUAAUCACACUGAAUGCGUCUGAUGUCGAUGAGGGCACAAACAGUGAAAUGGUGUAUUCGCUCAGAAGUAAAGGCCAAGAUCACAUAUUAGAUAGAUUUCAAAUCGAUUCUAAAACGGGAACAAUAACAGUUAAAGGUCAUAUAGAUUUCGAAGAAAGUACUGCCUUUGAGAUCCGUGCAGAAGCGAGUGACAGAGGCCAGCCCCCGAUGGCAGCUCACUGUAAAGUGUUGGUAGAGGUGGUGGACCUCAACGACAAUGCCCCUGAGAUCACGGUGACGUCACUCUUAGACAUAGUGAAGGAGAACGCCAAGAUGGGCACUGCUAUUGCUCUCGUGUCCGUCCUCGAUAGAGAUGGUGGCAAAAAUGGAAUAGUGAAGUGUGAAAUUGCUAAUGAUGUCCCUUUUAAAUUGGAGACAAACUAUAAAAACUAUUAUUCUUUAGUGGUCGACGGGCCUCUGGACAGGGAGAGCGCUUCUCAGUAUAAUGUCACCAUCACAGCUACUGAUGAAGGGACCCCGCCUCUCUCCAGCACCAGCGUUAUUACUGUACACGUUUCUGAUGUAAAUGACAACGCUCCUCGUUUCUCAGAACCGGUGAUUAAUGUUUAUGUGAAAGAGAACAGUCCGGUAGGAGACGUCAUUUUUACAAUAUCUGCUUUUGACUCAGAUUCAGAUGAAAAUGCAAAGAUGACGUAUUCGUUAUUAGAUAAAAGUGUUUCAAUAUCAUCAUCUGUAAAUAUAAACUCGGAUACUGGAGAUAUAAUCAGUCUACAGUCUUUUAACUAUGAGGAGAUCAAAACUUUCCAGUUUAAAGUUCAGGCCACAGACUCUGGUGUUCCUCCACUCAGCAGCAACGUGACUGUGAACGUUUUUAUCCUGGAUGAGAAUGACAACAGUCCUGGGAUUCUCGCGCCCUAUUCUGAACACGGCUCCGUUAACGCUGAGAACGUUCCCUAUUCUGCUGAAGCGGGCUACUUUGUGGCCAAGAUCAGGGCUGUAGACGCCGACUCUGGCUACAAUGCGCUGCUUUCUUAUCACAUCUCUGAGCCCAAGGGAACCAACCUCUUCCGAAUCGGAACCAGCAGCGGGGAACUGAGGACUAAGAGAAGAAUGAGUGACAAUGACCUGAAAACUCACCCUCUGGUCGUGUUGGUUUCUGAUAACGGAGAACCCUCACUGUCAGCGACUGUGUCUAUUGAUGUAGUGGUGGUUGAAAGUACAGGUGAAAUCCAGACUCAGUUCAGAAAUGUACCGAGAAAGGAGGAGAACUUCUCUGAUUUAAACCUGUAUUUGUUGAUCGCCAUUUCCUCGGUAUCAGUGAUAUUUUUACUGAGCCUCAUCAGUUUAAUAGCUGUAAAAUGCCACAGGACAGAGGACAGUUUCAGAAGGUACAGCGCCCCAAUGAUCACCACACACCCUGACGGAAGCUGGUCUUACUCUAAAUCUACUCAGCAGUAUGACGUGUGUUUCAGCUCAGACACACUGAAGAGUGACGUAGUGGUUUUCCCCGCUCCGUAUCCACCUGCAGAUGCAGAACUGAUCAGUAUUAAUGGAAAUGACACGUUUAACAGGACUCAGACGUUACCCAACAAAGAGGAGGUAAGAACUGUAGUUUUAACACAGAAAUUGGUUUUCCUUCUGUCCUUUGUCGCUUUGUUUUAAUUUUCAAUGUUUUUGGUUAACGUUGUUAUUUGCUUCGUUAUCUCAUUUGAAUGACAUAUUUAAGAUGUUAAACUUCCUUGCUAUUUUCCCACGUUGAAGAGAAAGUUGGACGCGCUGUCCAUGGUGCUGAAACGAUUCACCCUCUUUUGCAGGUUGUCGGAACUAUAAUUUAGCAGAAGAGCUAAGGGGUAUCCUAUGAAGCAAGCUAGAUGUAUUCAGGGUUUUCUAAAGCUAACCAUAUCCAGUUAUCUUCACAUUCCAGCUCAGGCUCCUUCCGUACUAGCACGGGAGAUAUUGCUCGUCCGCCUGCCGCUAAUUGUAGCAGGCAGGCGCGUGCAUAUCGCACAAGGCUUUUCGAACGCAGAACUCUUCAUUGAGACAAUGGUGAAACAUCAAUCCAUUGGCGAGUCAGAGCCACGUAUUCUUUUUUGUAGUCUUUACUUACGUUUUUUUUUAUUAGGCAGGUCAGUUAAGAACAAAUGUUUAUUUUGAAUGACGGCCAA